Messenger RNA from Staurois parvus, 367 nucleotides. The record is from the annotation of a GenBank genome assembly. NCBI's taxonomy places the organism in Eukaryota, Metazoa, Chordata, Amphibia, Anura, Ranidae.
GCCUCCUAAAGUAGGCAGGUGACACAUGGAGGUGUAAGGGUCCAUAUAGGUUAGCCAGGGGUGUCAAACUGGCAGCCCUCCAGGUGUUGCGAAACUACAAGUCCCAUCAUGCCUCUGCCUUUGGGAGUCAUGCUUGUAACUGCCAGUCUUGCAAUGUCUCAUGGGACUUGUAGUUUGGCAACAGCUGGAGGGCCACCAGUUUUGACACCCCUGUUGCAAAACUACAAGUCCCAUCAUGCCUCUGCCUUUGGGAGACAUGUUUGUAACUGUCAGUCUUGCAAUGCCUCAUGGGACUUGUAGUUUUGGCAACAACUAGAGGGCCGCCAGUUUGACACCCGUGCUGUAGGUGAUUCCUUUUGAGAUGUCU